This is a messenger RNA of Linum tenue, 1296 nucleotides long. The record is from the annotation of a GenBank genome assembly. Lineage: Eukaryota; Viridiplantae; Streptophyta; Magnoliopsida; Malpighiales; Linaceae.
AUGCAGCUUCAACAGAGCUCCAGAAUCGAUUUGGUCGAACUAAAGACUCAGAUUGUGAAGAAGAUUGGGGCUGAGAGGUCAAAGAAGUAUUUCUUUAACUUAAAUAGGUUUCUUAGUCAGAGACAAAGUAAGAGUGACUUCGACAAGUCUUGUUUUCGGUUGCUUGGUAGGGAGAAUCUCCCCCUACACAAUCAGCUAAUCCGUGGGAUUCUGAAGAAUGCAUGCCUGGCAAAGAUCCCUCCGCCUCCAGCUUAUGAUGUGGGCCCCACAAAAUCUGCAACAAUUCAGACAGCAAAGAGUUCUCCUUCUGGCAGAGAGGAUUUUCACGAACAAAGUGGGGCCCUUCUCCCAAAUCAGAGUCAAAACGUUUCCAUUUGGUCAAAUGGUGUUUUGCCUGUAUCGCCACGGAAAAUUAGGUCAGGUACUACGCAUAGGAAGAUUAGAGAUCGGCCUAGCGCACUUGGAACAAAUGGAAAAGUUGAAUGUUUCCCACAUCAAUCCAUUGGUGCAGAAGAUGGUGGAAGUAAUAAGAUCGUUAUGGAGAAUGGGGGGUUCAGUCCAUGUGAUUACCAGAGACCUCUGCAGCAGCAACUUCAAGCAGUGGCCGAGCAACCUGAGAAUGGAAGGGAAGCCUUGAUCCAACGAUCCACUGAGAAACCAAUGACGCAUAGCAAAGACAGAAGGACCACAUUUAUUGAUGAGGGUGAAGAGGUCGAGCAAGCAAACCACUUGACCUUCUCUAGAAAUCAUGUCCAUGCACCGCUUGGUCUUCCAUUUUGCCUGGCUAGUAGCAUUUCUGGUGGUACCCGCAAAGCUCCAGCAGCGGCAUGUUCUGAUGAUGGAUUUGGUAUUUGUUACAACAGCGGUGUCUUGUCUGAUACAGAGAUGCUGAGAAAACGCAUGGAGCAGAUUGCAGUUUCACAGGGCCUUGGAGGGGUUUCAAUGGAAUGUGCAAAUAUGUUGAAUAACAUGUUAGAUGUGUACUUAAAGAGGAUGAUCAAUUCCUGUGUUGAAUUGGUUGGAGCAAGGGCUCCUCAGGACCAGAGAAAGCAGCCGGCAGGCCUCAAGCAGCAGUUUUUUCCGGGGAAAGUUGUCAAUGGAGUAUGGCCUAGUAGUAAUCACUUGCACAUGCAAAAUGCCAGUGGAUCCCUAGAAGUAAUUCAAGAACAACAAAGGCCACAAUGUUCGAUAUCUUUGCGUGAUUUCAAAGUUGCCAUGGAGUUAAAUCCGCAGCAACUCGGUGAAGAUUGGCCUUUACUACUGGAGAGAAUCUGCAUGCAGUCAUACGAGGAUUGA